AUGAGUCGAGUUUCGGGUGCCCGUCGAGCACUAAGAUCUAGAUCUUGGGAAGCCGAUGGGGACGGGGGCGUGAGGUGGCACGACGCUGAUGAUGGUGGCACAGGGCGGGGCGACACCGACGUGGGGUGGAGACCAGGGUGCGGGCGGCGUGAGGCGGCGGCGGUGGCCAGGGGCGGGGCGACGCCAGUGCGGGGAGGCCGUGGAGACGGGGCCAGGCAGGGAGGCCGGGGCAAGGCGGGGAGGGAAGGCAGACAAGAGGCCAGGGAGGUCGAGGCGCAGGGAGGGGCGACGGCCCAUGAUGGGGAGGCCGAGGUGGGGAGGUGGACAGGAGGGCACGACGACCGGGGCGAGAAAGCUGGCGAUAAGGGGUGGCAACAAGGUGGGAGGUCUGAGGCUGCGCCGUCGGGGUGGGGAGGAGGGGAGGUGGAGGGGAGGAUGUAG
This is a messenger RNA of Phragmites australis (common reed), 441 nucleotides long. RefSeq names its product glycine-rich protein 2-like. The coding region runs from base 1 to 441 and encodes 146 amino acids. The transcript has a single exon. The record is from RefSeq and is a predicted model, not a curated record. Lineage: Eukaryota; Viridiplantae; Streptophyta; Magnoliopsida; Poales; Poaceae.